AUGAUUGGAGCCCGUCUUCACUCCCUGUGUCUGUUUAUGCUGUGUUUGACAACUGGAAAUGGCCAAGAUGGGAAGUUUAGUGGACCCCUGAAGCCCAUGAAAUUUUCUAUAUUUGAAGGCCAAGAAUCAAAUCAAAUCAUAUACAUAUUCCAGUUUAAAGCAGAUCCUCCAGCUGUGACCUUUGAACUUACUGGGGAGACCGACAACAUAUUUAUGAUCCAACCAGAUGGACUGCUGUAUUGCACAAGAGCCCUGGACAGAGAGACAAAAGCUACCUACCAUCUUCAGCUUGCUGCCCUCGAUGCUCAGGGAGUCACGGUGGAGGGCCCAGUCUCCAUCACCAUAGAAGUGAAGGACAUCAAUGACAACCGACCUACAUUUCUUCAAAAGAAGUAUGAAGGCUCAGUAAGGCAGAACUCCCGCCCAGGAAAGCCCUUCAUGUAUGUUAACGCGACAGACCUGGACGAUCCAAGCACCCCCAAUGCACAGCUUUUUUACCAAAUUGUUAUCCAGCUUCCCAAGGUCAACAACGUCAUGUACUUUCAGAUCAACAAUCAGACAGGAGCAAUAUCACUCACCCUACAAGGGUCUCAGGAAUUGGAUCCAGUUAAGAAUUCUAACUACAAUCUGUUGGUCUCGGUGAAGGAUAUGGGAGGCCAGAACGAGAAUUCCUUCAGUGAUACAGCAUCAGUGGAUAUUAUGGUGAAAGAGAAUAUCUGGAAAGCACCAGAUGCUGUGGAGGUUAUUGAAAACUCCACUGACCCUCACCCCAUCAAAAUCACUCAGGUGCAGUGGAAUGAGCCAGGGGCACAAUAUUCCUUAGCUCAGAAGGAGAAACUGGAAAGAUUCCCAUUUUCAAUUGACCAGGAAGGAAAUAUUUAUGUGACCCAGCCCUUGGACCGAGAAGAAAAGGAUUCAUAUGUUUUUUAUGCAGCUGCAAAGGACGAGUAUGGAAAACUACUUUCAUACCCUCUGGAAGUUCACGUGAAAGUUCUAGACAUUAAUGAUAACCCACCGACAUGUCCGUCUGCAGUAACUGUAUUUGAGGUCCAGGAGAAUGAAGUAUUGGGUGCCAGUAUUGGAAUCUUCAUUGCGCAUGACUUGGAUGAAGCAAACACUUUCAACAGCAUUUUGAAGUACAAAAUUGUGGAACAAACCCCCAAAGUUCCUAUAGAUGGACUCUUCAUGAUUGAAGAAUAUGAGGGGAAGUUCCAGUUAGCUAAACAGUCCUUGAAGAAGAAAGAUAGUCCUCAGUACAAUUUAACGGUAGAGGUGUCCAAUGGAGCUUCAAUAUCAGGAGACAUUCUCCCCUACUUCUUGCACACUUUCAAAACAAUGGUUCCUAAUCACUGUGCAUCACAAGAUCCAUAUACAGUUUUAGACAAAUGUGCACAGAUAUACAAAAAGACCUUCAUUCAAAAAAGACGGUAUGGGGUCCUGACUCUCCCUGAAGACACAGCUGUUGGGUCUGUCAUCUUAACCAUCCAAGCCACGGAUGCUGACGAGCCGUUUACUGGGAGUUCUAGAAUCCUGUAUCGGAUUACCCAGGGAGAUGACGAGGGAAGACUAGGAAUUGACACAGAUCCCCAAACCAAUGCAGGAUAUGUCACAAUUAAAAAGCCUCUUGAUUUUGAAACAGCAGCUGUUUCUACCAUCAUGGUCCAAGCAGAGAAUCCCGAGCCUCUGGUGUCUGGUGUUGUGUACAACACCAGUUCUUUUACCUCGUUCAGGCUUAUUGUGACAGAUGUGAAUGAAGCACCCGUAUUUUCCCAAAAUAUAUUCCAAGCAAAAGUCAGUGAGGAUGUGGCUGUAGGCACUAAAGUGUACAGUGUGACCGCGAGGGAUCCCGAGGGUCUGGACAUAAGGUACUCACUGAAGGGCGAUACCAGAGGUUGGCUCAAAAUUGACGCUGUCACCGGUGAGAUCUUCAGCGUGGCCCCACUGGACAGGGAAACUGAAAAUGUGUACCGAGUGCAAGUGGUGGCCACUGAAGUAGGUGGGUCUUCCUUGAGCUCCACAUCCCAUUUCCACCUGAUGCUUGCCGACGUGAACGACAACCCGCCGCGCCUAGCCAGGGACUACACCGGCUUGUUCUUCUGCCAUCCCGUCUCUGCCCCAGGAAGUCUCAUUUUUGAGGCCACUGAUGAUGAUCAGCAGGCAUUUCGGGGCCCCCAGUUUACAUUUGGCCUGGGCAGCGAAAGCUCACAAAGGGACUGGGAAGUUUCCAAAAUCAAUGGUACUAGCGCCAGACUUUCUACUAAGCACACAAAUUUUGAGGAGAGAGUUUAUGAGAUCCCCAUCCGCAUCAAUGACGGGGGUCGGCCCCCCUUGGAGGGGACUGUCUCUUUAUCAGUGACUUUCUGCAAGUGUGUGGAAGGAAGCUGCUUCCGGCCAGUGGGUGAGCAGGCUGGGAUGCCCACAGUGGGCAUGGCGGUCGGUAUACUGCUGACCACUUUUCUGAUCAUAGGUAUAAUUUUAGCAGUUGUGUUUAUCCGCAUAAGGAAUGAUAAAAGCAAAUGUAAUGUUGAAAACACCCAGUCACCUGAAGCCACCCCUCUGAGACGCUGACUUUGAAGAGAAAUGGUAGAGUUCAUCCAUCAAGUGCUACUUCAGCGACCAGCUGCUUCAUUUCAUAAUUCUACUUCCCAUCCAACAUGUGUUCUGUAAUUUUUUUACAGCGACUCCCUCUUGCCCUUUAAUAUUUUAUCACUCUUAGAUAUUUUAUGUGCUGUAGACAUUAGAGAUAUUUUGUAUUUUCCCAUGACAUUG
Messenger RNA from Dipodomys ordii (Ord's kangaroo rat), 2769 nucleotides. RefSeq names its product cadherin 17, LI cadherin (liver-intestine) (gene Cdh17). The transcript has 17 exons. Gene Ontology annotation, cellular component: adherens junction; plasma membrane; catenin complex. NCBI's taxonomy places the organism in Eukaryota, Metazoa, Chordata, Mammalia, Rodentia, Heteromyidae. Gene Ontology annotation, biological process: multicellular organism development; homophilic cell-cell adhesion; cell morphogenesis. The coding region runs from base 1 to 2568 and encodes 855 amino acids. Gene Ontology annotation, molecular function: cadherin binding; calcium ion binding. The record is from RefSeq and is a predicted model, not a curated record.